Messenger RNA from Poecilia latipinna (sailfin molly), 6649 nucleotides. RefSeq names its product myotubularin related protein 3 (gene mtmr3). Lineage: Eukaryota; Metazoa; Chordata; Actinopteri; Cyprinodontiformes; Poeciliidae. The coding region runs from base 338 to 4024 and encodes 1228 amino acids. Gene Ontology annotation, molecular function: protein phosphatase binding; phosphatidylinositol-3,5-bisphosphate 3-phosphatase activity; phosphatidylinositol-3-phosphate phosphatase activity. The record is from RefSeq and is a predicted model, not a curated record. The transcript has 22 exons. Gene Ontology annotation, biological process: phosphatidylinositol dephosphorylation; regulation of autophagy. Gene Ontology annotation, cellular component: membrane; cytoplasm.
AAUAACGUCGCCGGCACGUAUGUUGUCGGGCUGGAGAUUUCGCGGCGAUGGCGACGGAGGCUCGGCGCUGGAAGGGGACGUAUUGAAAGCGGGGCUUUGGCUUGGAUAUGACGAAUGCGUAUUUGUUGGAGAUUGCUUUGCUCUUCAGUUAUUCCAUUGGCUUCGGAUAAAUCCUCGGCCGUGGACUUCUCAACACUCCUUUGACUGAUUUCCUCGUCUUCCUUGUUAGAAUUUCCGAACAGAUUAACCAGGACUGCAGACUGAUCCGUGCCAAGCUUCUGCAACAUAACUGAGCCGGAGUUCCUCGUUGGAAGACCCACACUCCUUCACCGGGGCCAUGGAGGAGGAGGGGCAGCAGAGCCUGGAGUGCAUCCAGGCCAAUCAGAUCUUCCCCAAGAAGUCCCCAGUGCUGGAGGAGGAAAACAUGCAGGUGCCCUUUCCCGAGCUGCACGGGGAGUUCACAGAGUAUGUCGGGCGAGCAGAGGACGCCAUCAUCGCAAUGUCUAACUAUCGCCUACACAUAAAGUUCAAAGAGUCCGUUGUCAACAGUUGUUGUUGUGAGGUUUCAGUCCCCCUCCAGUUGGUUGAGUGUGUGGAGUGUCGGGACAUGUUUCAGCUUCAUGUCACCUGUAAGGACUGCAAGGUCGUCAGGUGUCAGUUCUCCACCUUCGAGCAGUGCCAGGAGUGGCUGAAGCGUUUAAACUCUGUCGUCCGGCCGCCGUCCCGCCUGGAGGACCUGUUCUCCUUCGCCUUCCACGCCUGGUGCAUGGAGGUGUACGCCGGGGAGAAGGAGCAGCACGGCGAGCUGUGCAGACCAGGAGAACAUGUGACCUCGUGGUUCAAGAACGAGGUGGAGAGGAUGGGCUUUGACACUCAGAAUGCCUGGAGGAUAUCGGACAUCAACAGCAAGUUCAGGCUUUGCCCCAGCUAUCCUCAGCAGCUGCUGGUGCCAGCCUGGAUCACUGACAAGGAGCUGGAAAAUGUGGCCGCCUUCCGUUCCUGGAAAAGGUUUCCUGCCGUGGUUUACAGGCACCAGAGCACCGGCGCUGUGAUCGCCCGCUGCGGCCAGCCAGAAGUCAGCUGGUGGGGAUGGAGGAAUGCCGACGACGAGCAUCUGGUGCAGUCCAUAGCCAAGGCCUGCGCCGUGGACAGCAGCAGCCGCAAACAUCUUCCCAACGGCAGCUACACCAACGGCUCAGACCUGCCCGACACUGAUUUCGAAUCCUCCAUGACUAACAGCUCAGAGGUGGAGACUCUGGCCAUCCAGCCCCACAAGCUACUGAUCCUGGAUGCUAGGUCGUACGCAGCGGCAGUGGCUAACAGGGCCAAGGGGGGAGGCUGCGAGUGCCCAGAGUACUAUCCCAACUGUGAGGUUGUGUUCAUGGGAAUGGCCAACAUUCACUCCAUCCGCAAGAGUUUCCAGUCACUACGUUUCCUCUGCACUCAGAUGCCUGACCCAGCCAACUGGCUGUCUGCACUGGAGAGCACCAAGUGGCUGCAGCACCUGUCUCUGCUGCUGAAGGCGGCCCUGCUGGUGGUCAAUGCGGUGGACAGAGACCACCGGCCCGUCCUGGUGCAUUGCUCCGAUGGCUGGGACCGCACACCGCAGAUUGUUGCUCUGUCCAAGCUGCUCUUGGACCCGUACUAUCGCACCAUCGAGGGCUUCCAGGUUUUGGUGGAAACGGAAUGGCUGGACUUUGGCCAUAAGUUUGCAGACCGCUGUGGUCACGGGGAGAACUCUGAGGAUCUGAACGAGCGCUGCCCCGUCUUCCUGCAGUGGCUGGACUGCGUUCAUCAGCUGCAGAGGCAGUUCCCAUGCUCCUUCGAGUUCAACGAGGCCUUCCUGGUGAAGCUGGUGCAGCACACCUACUCCUGUCUGUUCGGCACCUUCCUGUGCAACAGCGGCAAGGAGAGGGAGGACCGACACGUUCAGGAGAGAACCUGCUCUGUGUGGUCGCUGCUGCGGCCAGCCAACCGCACGCUGAGGAACAUGCUGUACUCCUCCCACUCUGAAACCGUUCUCCACCCAGUUUGUCAUGUGCGGAACCUGAUGCUGUGGACCGCAGUUUACCUGCCCAGCUCCUCCCCCACCACUCCCUCCGACGACUCCUGUGCUCCCUACCCUGUGCCCGGUGCCAACCCGGAGGAUGCGCCCCUGGGCAGACGAACAAAAACUCGCUCUUUUGACAACCUGCCUAGUGCGUGUGAGCUGGGAAGCACACUGGCUCCCAACCGGCGCUCCAGUGACCCGAGCCUCAACGAGAAGUGGCAGGACCACCGACGCUCUCUGGAGCUCAACAUGGCAGUGGGCCCUGAGGGAGGGGCCAGUCAGGAGCCGCAGGCCGGCGGAGAGGGGCCGUGUACGGACGGACAGCAGUCAGAGCUGGGCGAUGACCAGCAGUCCCGCGAAUCCCAAGCCGCGUUCCAACAGGACGCCCUGGUCAGCCUAGAGGGGGGACCAGAGGAGGCAGAGCUCUCUGUGGUGGUUGGCAUGGCUGAGGGGCAAAUGGAGAACAUCCUACAGGAAGCCACGCAGGAAACAGCAGAUUUACAGGGGCAGAGACCUGCUGCUGCUGCUGCUCACACAGAAGUGAAGAAGGAAGUUGAAUGUGAGGGGGAAACUCCAACGAUGGAGACGCAGAGAGAAAUAGUUACAAACGGUCACCAUCCUGACAACAGCGAGAUGGAGGCUGAGGACGAUGGGGAUUCUGCUCCUCUGCCUUCACAGGAGGAACAGGAUCUCCAUCAGCAGCCGAACGACCAAACUCAAACACCAGAGGGCGCUGUGGAGGAGAGCGUCACCUGCUCUGCUGUUGGAGAAAAGUCUAGCUCAGGAGAGCAGCCGCUGUCUGAAUCCCAUAGAGCUGUUACUAACGGCUUCGUGGGCGGGUCAUCAGAGGAGCAGGACAUAGAUGAGACCGGUCCCGCCUCAGAACCCGAGCACGCCGCCUCAGAAUCGGACGAGCCACUGGACAAGAAGGCGUCCCUGAUGGAGAGCUCCACAGAGACUUUAACCGAAGAAGCCUGCAGCAAGCUGGAGCUUCUUCCUGGACAGCCAAGUGUUUUACCCAACCGUCAGCCGCACGGCGACGGCAGGAGCCAACACCCCGGCUUCAGGAAGGACAGGGAGGCGGCCGAGCCCGGCUUUAGCAGAACUUUAAACGGAGGCAGCAAGCAUGCCUCGGUCAGUGCCUUUCAGUCUGCCAGUGCUGAGCUAAGCAGGGAAGGGCUUUACAAUGGAGACUGCUCCGACGGAGACCCCAGCGUAGGACCGCACUGGGCCAAAGGGAAUGGGGAGCGGGCCCCGUUCAGCCGACAGGUGUCUCUGGCCAGCUGCAACUCCCUGGUCCUCCAUUCACGGGGCAUCUGCCUGCAGCACCGCUGCUGCCACGCCGCUCCCAGCCGGGCCGCCGUCAGCCCGGAGCAGCCGACCCGCAGCCACCUGGACGACGACGGGCUCACGUUGCACACGGACGCCAUCCAGCAGAGGCUGAGGCAGAUCGAGGCGGGGCACCAGAUGGAGGUGGAGACGCUGAAGAAGCAGGUGCAGGAGCUGUGGAGCCGCCUGGAGAACCAGCAACACGCUGGAUCGCACCGGAUCAACGGAGAUGUGGGUGACGAACUGACCUCAAUGACCGACUCGGAGUACAAUCUGGACCCAAACUGCUUGUCCCGCUGCAGCACGGAGCUCUUCUCAGAGGCCAGCUGGGAGCAGGUGGACAAGCAGGACACGGAGGUCACUCGCUGGUACCCUGACCACCUGGCCGCUCAGUGCUACGGCUGUGAGAGCCGCUUCUGGUUGGCCACCAGGAAGCAUCACUGCAGUGGCAGAGAGGCAGUCCAGGAGGUCUGGAACUGCGGCAACGUGUUCUGCGCCAGCUGUUGCGACCAAAAGAUUCCCGUGCCAAGCCAGCAGCUGUUCGAGCCGUGCCGCGUGUGUAAGAACUGCUACAGCAGCCUCCAGCUCAACUCCGCUCCUCUCGACCUCGAGCUCGAGAAACCCAUCGCGGCGAGCUCCAACUGACGGAGCGCAGAGGAGCCGGGCCGGGUCAGGCCGGGUCGGGCCACCUGCCGCCGACACAAACGCACCGCUCAGGAGCACAGGAAGCUACGCAGAAUGUCCCGUGUGUGUGUGUGUGGGGUGUGUGUUGCCCAUCUGGAGUUUAAAGUGUAUAUUUUUAGGAUGACAUGCUGGCUACGCAACAAGAACUCUGAAUGUUGGUGUCUGGAAGGGUGUGUAUGUGUGUGUGUGUGUGUGUGGCAGUGAGGAAACUGCACUUCAAGGAGCGAGAAUGGACUUCCAGGUGCCGAGAGAAGCAAGUCUCGGUGUGGAGCUCCGUACAGCCGACCGCUCCAGCACCGCGCCGCCACCCAGAGCUUCUGCAGACGUCACUUCUUACACUGAGCUCAAGUUUUUCCUCUGGACCGAGAAACAAAACAAACCAACAAGUGGAAAGAGAAUCUCCCCGUCUCAGAAAUCUUCACACAAAUGGUGUAAAGAAAUCCCUGGCACCAUUCAGGCUCCACUGUUUUGUUUUUUCCUGGUUUGCACAUUUUUCUGUCUAAUUGGUUCUUUUGUUCCAAGUGAAAUCUCAGAUUUGAAGGCUUUGUAAGGAGCGUUAAACCAAACUAUCUUGGUCUGGUUUCUACUAAAAUGUCUUUCAAGUGAAAACUAAUUUACAGGUAACUCUCCAGCUUGAUGAAGGAUCUUGUUUUAAGUCAAUAAUUCCUUAAUAUUAAUGGAAAAAGUGCUGGUUUCAUUAUCAGAUUAUUUUACUUAUAAAAAACAUAUUUAAUCUGCCAGUGAAACUUGUACAUUUUGAUCAGUAUUAAGGAAUUAAAACUCCCUACAUCUUGUAGGUUAAUUUCUGUCUUGUUUCAAAUGUACAAAGAUAUUUCCAGUAGAAACUAGACCAAAAGUACUUAAGAGUUUGUGUUUUUGCAGUGUGAAACUCUGUGAAACAGCAGGACUGAACCUUCAGCUCCCAGCAUGUGGUCAGUCUGCUGGUGGAAAUCUGGACAGGAAGCGUUUGGGUGUUGCAGAAGCGACUCCUGCUGCUCUGGGAGACCAGCAGCAGGAGGAAGGGCUCUUUGUGAGAUCAAGCAAAGCUUCUCUGCGGCACAUCCGAUUCAAUGACCUCCUUGCACACACACACACACGCACACUGACGCACUCUUUUUUCUUUUUGUAAAAUAGAUGAAUGAAAUAAUAUAUUCAGAUACCUAUAUAGCAUUUGAGAAAACUGUAUAGAAUUCUUGAAUAGUGGCUCAUUUAAUUAGUCACAUUUCUUUUUUUAUUUCUUUGUUCUCUUUUGUUAAAAAUUGCACAAAAAUACCUAUAUUUUGCAUCCUGUCAGAAAAGGAACAGGGUUGUUGUUUUUUUUGUUUUUAAUAGAGAAACAGGAUGUCCUGUUUUGAUGCUGCAGUGGUUUUCUCCUUUAAAUGCGAUUUAUUAUUUGGAGGUUAUUUAUUAAAGAGUUUUUGUUAAAUUGCUGUUAGGAAUCCAGAUAAUUCAAUUGCUGCAGGAUAAUCAGGGGGGUGAGAGAUGGUUCUGAACUGAUUCUGACAGGCUCGUCCUUUUAGGAUUGGCUGCGUUGGUUUAAUCUGUCGAUGGGGUCCGUGACGAGGCGGAGUGGCGCCAUCUUGACUGAAACUUUCAGUGGGUUAGCAGUAGUCAGCGUCAUCUAUGCACUGAGAAAACGGUGGUCCAAAACAAACAGCCUGAACCCAAAAUCAAAGCAUCUCAUCUUAACUUCGAUUUACGACUCCAUUCAAACCAUCUCUACACACUACCUCUACUUUGUAAUUGUUCAUACACACGCACACCUGACUUCUAGAUGCUCGGUGACUUUUGUCAUCAACAAAGGCCUUGGUAUUUUGUCAUUGUUCAAUACAUUUUCUCCUGUUUUGCUCAUUUUUAAUAUAAAAAAGGUACAGACCUCAAAGAAUAGAUUAGCAUCCCAAUGGUCGUCUUUUUGUUGUUGUUUAGACAUAGGGCUGGGCGAUAAAUUGAUUUUUUUUGUUUGUUUUUAAAGAUUAAAUUUAUGGAAAAUCGAGAUUUUUUUUUCACCAAUGCACUCCUUGAGUUUCCAAAGGUCAGAGUGAUUUCAUCGUGUUUUACAGCUUCCAUGAAUUUAGGUCAACUUCACCACAGAAUGGCGCCAGACUACAACUUUUAUUUAUUUGUUUUUUAAUUGCAAAAAUAAAGUCAUAAGAAUACAGUCGAGGAUAGGGUCGUAAAAUUAGGAGAAUGUAGUAAUUUUAUAACUUCCCCGAAAAAAUAAUAAAAACUUAAAAUGAGGAAUGUUGAGCACGUGAAGUUCUACUUCAAUGUUGUUUUUUCUAAUCAGGAAAUGACGCAUCAGCUUAGACUUUUAGCAAGACUUUGAAACGAUUGAGUUUAUUUAUAAGAAUCACACAGACUGAUCUUUUUAACUAUCGAAGCGUUUUUCUCUAUGACGACCCUCCCCCCGUAAUUUAAAGACGUUCGUUUGGUUAAAAAAAACGAGUCGCUUUUUUCCCCGCUAAUAUUAUGAAUAAUCUUGUAAUUAUUCUUGUAAUUACACAGAAGGCCUGAUUGAAAUAAAAGCCACUUUUUGAAAAUAUUAUUUCCUUUGUAAGACCAGAAAGCGAGACAAUAAAAUCAGUG